Stegastes partitus (bicolor damselfish) is the source of this 3065-nucleotide messenger RNA. RefSeq names its product solute carrier family 38 member 9 (gene slc38a9). The record is from RefSeq and is a predicted model, not a curated record. Lineage: Eukaryota; Metazoa; Chordata; Actinopteri; Pomacentridae. The coding region runs from base 156 to 1832 and encodes 558 amino acids. The transcript has 15 exons. Gene Ontology annotation, cellular component: lysosomal membrane. Gene Ontology annotation, biological process: amino acid transmembrane transport. Gene Ontology annotation, molecular function: L-amino acid transmembrane transporter activity.
GAAGAAGAACAACACAGAAGAACAGCAGCAGCAAGAACGCAGCUGGAAGAAAACACUUCAAACCUUAGUUCCAUCUCCUCUGCUGCCGUACUGAGGUCAACAGCAGCUCUGCAGAUUGUCAGGUGAUGAGAGUUUAGCUGAACGUCAGCGGAAUCAUGGAGGAUGACUGCAGGCCUCUGCUGAGCUCCGAGCAGACUGGAGGGAGCUACUCGCACAGAGCCUCCAUAGACUCUCUGGACUUCAAGCCUAAAAGACCUUUCCAUGUGGAGCCCAGGAACAUUGUAGAUGAUGACCCACAGGAGAGAGUCUCUGCCGAGGCGGCCAUCCUCAACAGCAGAGUCCAUUACUAUGGCAGGCUGACGGGCUCUUCUGACAGACUAUUGAGUCCUCCAAACCAUGUGAUCCCACGGCCAGAGGAGAUCUACAUCUACAGUCCACUGGGGACAGCUUUUAAGGUUGCAGGCAGCGACCACUCUAAAAAUCCCAGCAUCAUUACAAUAUUUGCAAUAUGGAACACAAUGAUGGGCACAUCUAUACUGAGCAUACCUUGGGGCAUAAAGCAGGCUGGUUUCACUCUGGGGGUCCUCAUCCUCAUUUUCACAGGCCUGCUGAUGUUGUACUGUUGUUACAUCGUCCUCAAAUCACCAAAGGCAAUAACCUCCGUGGACACAUCCAGCUGGGAAUUCCCUGAUGUUUGUAGGCACUACUUUGGAAAGUUUGGUCAGUGGUCCAGCCUGGUUUUCUCCAUGGUGUCGCUAGUUGGAGCCAUGGUGGUCUACUGGGUCCUCAUGUCCAACUUCCUCUUCAACACUGGACAGUUUAUCUACAACCAUGCUCACAAUGUCAACGUGUCAGAUUCAGAGUUUGGAACCAACGGCUCAGAAAGAGUCAUCUGUCCAUACCCAAACACCGACCCUGGAGGGAAUGAUACCAUCAGCACACUUUAUCUUAGCAGUAGCGGAAACGGUACCUCUGAUGUCAACGAUUUUCAACGCUAUUGGAGUAAAACCAACACCGUCCCCUUCUACCUCAUCAUUCUGCUGCUUCCACUGCUGUGCUUCCGCUCAGCUUCGUUCUUCGCAAGGUUCACUUUCUUGGGCACCUUAUCAGUGCUCUACCUGAUUGCGCUGGUUACUUACAAAGCUGUCCGCCUUGGCUUCCACCUGGAGUUCCACUGGUUUGACGCAACCCAGUUCUAUGUUCCAGAGUUCAGACUGCUCUUUCCUCAGCUGACUGGUGUCCUAACUCUGGCCUUCUUCAUUCACAACUGCAUUAUCACACUCAUGAAGAGCAACAAGCACCAAGAGAACAAUGUGCGGGACCUGUCUGUGGCUUAUCUUCUAGUAGGAAUGACCUAUAUGUAUGUGGGAGUGUUGAUUUUUGCUUCCUUUCCUUCACCGCCUCUCUUCAAAGACUGCAUCGAACCAAACUUCUUAGAUAACUUUCCCACCACUGAUAAGCUGGUGUUUGUGGCUCGGGCCUUCCUGCUCUUCCAGAUGAUCACAGUCUACCCUCUGUUGGGAUACUUGGUGCGGGUCCAGAUCAUGAGUCAGAUCUUUGGAAAUCAUUACCCCAGUUUCUUUCAUGUUCUGAUGCUGAAUAUCUUAAUUGUCGGAGCUGGUGUCCUGAUGGCCAAGUUUUAUCCCAAUAUCGGAUCCAUCAUACGGUUUUCCGGGGCUACAUGUGGCUUGGCUUUAGUGUUUGUAUUUCCUACAUUAGUCCACAUGAUCUCCCUGAGACGCCAGGGAAGGCUCAGCUGGCCCUCAGCCAUCUUCCACAGUUUCCUGAUCCUGCUGGGCAUAGCCAACCUGAUUGCUCAGUUCUUCUUGUGAGAAGCAGUCACUUCACUGUUCAAAGGUCAUGAUAAAAAAAAUUUGAUCGACAGUUCAGAUGGGAAUCUCUGUAAUUACCUGCAGAACUUUGAUGUACAUACGUAUUUUAUUUCAUACAAUGCAGCCUUUGGUAAUUCUAUGCUCAAAUCAUCUUUGGAGAUAGGGCCCCUACAGUAACUUGGAUUGUUCGUGCCCACACUGAUUCCAGACAUGCCCAGCCAAGUCUUCUAGACACACUGUGAACUAUGUCGAACCUCAGCCCAACUACAUCAGCAGCAGUACAUUCAGUAUAUAAAGUUACUGUUCAAAGCUUUUUUUUUUUUUUUUUGGUAGUGAACCUUAAAGUGCAGAAUUGAUAUUUUUUACAACAAUUUAUCAAAUGCCAAUGUGAAAAGGGCUCUAGUAGGGAUGAACCUACAGAGGAUAGGAUGAAUCUGAAGUUCCUGCUUUAUCGAGCUCCAUGCUCCGUUUUACUUGUCUGUUUAGCUCUCUGGCUGAAACUCUAUUGUUUGAGUUCACCCUUGCCUGUCUCAUAGCACUGUUUUGGCUGCAGCUGUUUCCAGAGGAAAAGCUCUAAAAGCCAACUGCACACUACCUGUUCAUCACCAAAAAGCAGACUAACAACAGAGACUACAACAGCUAAAGAGAUAGAUGUUGCCCUCAGGAGUUGGUUGAGACCAGAGACGGUCUAAAUAAGAAUAAUUUUGGACUUAUUACCAGUCCCAGUUAAUAUCAUUGGUGCUUCAUAAGUUAUCGAUGUUGAAAUAAGCAGCUGUUUACUAACAAGUUUAUCGUAUGAACUUGAACUUGGAAAGGAGAUAUGAUAAUGGUUUCCAUAUCUUCUCCUCACUGCCCCCAAGUGGUAAAGCAUGUCUGUUAUUUCAGGUCAAAAUGUGUCACGAUUUGGUAAAACCAGAUUUUAUGGUUUGCUUUUUUUUAUGGAAGUUGUAUAAUUCUUACACCAGGGAAUCAAAUAAAAAACAAUUUAAUAACAGUCCAUUAAUAACUUUGAUUAUCAGUAACUGUUUAUUUAUUUUUGAAGACAGCAGUGUUCUGUUUGUGAAUAAACUUUUGACAUACUCUUUUAAUUUUUAUGACCAGUGUUGAUUUACAUGUUGGACAUGUUUACGUGAUGCCCAUUUUCUAGAUACUAUGCCAACUGAGCUGUAUUUUACGAAUGAUAGGAUAGACAAAGGGAAUAUGUGUAUGAAAUAAAACAUAUCAAUCUGUAAA